AUGGAUCGCCGAGAUGCUGUCAUCACUCCAUCUGCCCGUUCGCAUACUGGUACCACCAGCUACAGUAUACGAGGCUUGCGCGCGCUGCCAUAUGCUGUUCGAAGCCGUGCGCCUGGCCGGCCGGCCGGCUACCCACAGAACCAGCGGAGGUCUCGGGAGUCGUCAUGGGAUCUGCACCAGCUAGAUAGCAUCGUGGGGCGUCGGCCGGCCAUGGCUGCUGUCUCCCCCGCAGAAUGCGACAGGACCUUGGAGCACCAAGUUACCUUGCAAUACACAGUAAAGUACCCAGGUACGCAGAAGGGCAAUUUCGUUUCCUUCAUGGUGCCUUGCCUGCCAGAAAGCCGGGCCAUCGUGCCUUGGAAACACAUGGCCGUUGAGUUUCAGAGCCUGGACAGGGUCCGCCCCGUGGGCCAGAUGCCGCGUGCCCGUUCGGCGGAGAGGGGCGCCUUGCUACAGCCCAGAGAUUCCACGGUGGGUUCGAAUGUUUCUUCCCAGGGCUCGGUGCUCAAUGCUCGUGAUCAGGUCAGACGGAGACUAUUCGAGGCUACUGUGCUAUGGCAUGCACUACCCAGAUACGGCGCCGUACAUGGCAGUACUAUGUACUACUGCUCUCUGCAAGGUCGCGUCUGGCUUACGUACCCCAUACUUUUGCCUCAUCUCGCCAAACACGGCCCCCGUUGGACGAUUGCUGGCCACGAGCCGGCCUGCGGACUGUCUGCGACCCCCUGGCUGGCCGGCCGGGCCCUGGCAGAGGGCCACUUUUGCUCGCGUCAGGGUCUUGUCGAUGGUUUGGGCAUGGCGCCGCGGUACAAGCUACCUCUCGCCUCUGAGCCAAUUUCCAGUUCCCGUGUCCAAUGGCACUAUAAGCCGCUGGACGGGGAAAUUUGUUAG
Neoarthrinium moseri is the source of this 891-nucleotide messenger RNA. RefSeq lists its product as uncharacterized. The coding region runs from base 1 to 891 and encodes 296 amino acids. NCBI's taxonomy places the organism in Eukaryota, Fungi, Ascomycota, Sordariomycetes, Amphisphaeriales, Apiosporaceae. The transcript is spliced from 3 exons. The record is from RefSeq and is a predicted model, not a curated record.